This is a messenger RNA of Bolinopsis microptera, 2375 nucleotides long. Its product is annotated as RNA-binding protein Nova-2-like. The coding region runs from base 21 to 1511 and encodes 496 amino acids. The record is from RefSeq and is a predicted model, not a curated record. The transcript has 10 exons. Gene Ontology annotation, molecular function: RNA binding. NCBI's taxonomy places the organism in Eukaryota, Metazoa, Ctenophora, Tentaculata, Lobata, Bolinopsidae.
GUAGCUGCACAGUUCACUUCAUGGCAUUCAGUCCCCUGAACACGCUCGGUUACUCACUCUACUCCAAUCUUCCUUCUCCUCCAGCUCCCCGCUCCCCCUCCUCCUCCUCCUUCUUCAGCAACUUCUACACCGGCUCCCAAGGAACGAAGCCAGGUCACUACUUGCUGAAGCUGCUGGUCCCACCACCAGUUGCUGGCUCUAUUAUUGGACGAGGAGGUGCCCAAAUCAAGGAACUCCAGCUCACAUACGAUGUAGCAGUAAAGCUGUCCCAGAACAACCAGUUGUACCCAGAAAGCAACAGAUCUAACUCUGGAGAACGUAUCGUUCUUAUCACUGGCCCUCCUGAGAACCUAGCUAAAGUCGCUGAGUUUAUACACAGUCUAGUGAGGAACCCUCCUUCAAACCCCACCGGAGCUGACAUGCUGGACAGUGGAAGGAGGAUGCAGAUGAUGAAGAUGGUGGUGACAAACUCCACUGCUGGUAUGAUAAUCGGUAAAGGAGGAGCCACUGUUAAGUCUCUGAAUGAGACCUACGAUGUGAGGAUACAGGCGUCUCAGAAGGAUGAUGUGGUGAUGGGAGAGAGAGUUCUCACUAUCUUGGGACCUGAAGACGGAGUCAACAAGACCAUGGAGUACAUUAUCAAGGAGAAAUUCCGAGACGACCCAACCUCCACCUCCAUCACCAACCUGGACUACUCAUCCUACAUGGACGCUAACGGUGGUCUGGGUAUGGGUGGAAUGAACAACAUGGGAUCCACUGCCUCCCUUAACUACGGAUCUUUUGAUGGUGGACAAGAUAUGAGCCAGGUUAACCUUAUCCAGACUCUUCUACAGAACCAAAACCAACAACAAUCUUCACCGAACCAGCAGAGCAACCAGUACAGUGGCUAUCAGAACGCAGGAGGAUAUGGUGGUAACAGUGGAAAUGCUGUUAACAACUUCAUGUCUGCCUCUCAGCAAAACCAACAGCAGAACCAACAGCAACAACAACAGCAGCAGCAAAACAACAACAGCUCCAACCAAGCUGAAGUAAUAGCUCGGGUUCUACAAGCCCUGCCUAACAAUGCUCUCUCCAACACCUCUAACCUGGCUAAUACCAUCAUGCUCAUUCAGGCUUUAUCUGGUAACAACAACAACAACUCUAACAAUAACAUGCCCCAAAUGAACCAGCAGCGAAUUUCAGCACCGGUUCCUUCUAAAUCAUCUCUUAAACCUUUCAUUCCCCGACCAGAUGAUGUCAAAUACAAGGUUGAGAUCCCAGACUCACUGGUAGGCCGCGUGCUCGGCAGACUUGGAGCCACCAUCACUGAGAUCCAGAACACGAGUGGGUGCGAGGUAAAGUUCUCACAGAGAGGAGAGUACGUGCCCGGCACUCAGAACAGACUGCUGUACGUGUGCGGUCAACAAGCAGGCUGCAAGAUCGCUCAGCAACUCAUCUUGAGCAAGAUUGAGGGGGACGCAGGUGACGUUUCUAGUUCAGACUUCGUUUUUGAACAGAUUCCCAAUAACUAAUGCGUGACACCCAACCUGCUCAUGCGCGCGGCGUGACGUCAUCUGGAUGACGUCAUGUCACGUGACAUGGUUAUCACGUGAUUCACUGUCAUCGUCCUCUCGUGAGCUAAUCCUCAUAAUAUUUCGGAAAUUACCCUGGCCCUCCUUAAAUUGUCGGCUUGGUUGUGCUGACCUUUAUAUGCACACGGGAACCCAUUUCAUCUUAUAAUGGUAUUUUCAUUUAUUUAACAAAUAUAAUAGUAAUACGAUUGGUAACUUAUGAAAUACUCACUUUAAUUAAAUUGGCACUUAAACGUCACUGCACCCAUUUUCACCGUAAAUAUAAAAAAUUACACUUUUGCAAAAUUUGUACGAUUUAAUAUCAGUUUGAGAGAAAGAGGAUACAUUAUGAUGUAUGAUUAUAAAGUUAGAAUAAGAUUUUCACUUAUAAUACGUAUUUAUACGUAUUUAUGGUAUGAUUAUGGUAUUUAGAACUGGUGUGCUUUUUACGAAUGUAUUAAUUUAUUUUUGUCAAGAACACUCUCAUAACGAUAGAAAAAAUUAAGGUAUUUAUUAGUAUGUACUCACAAUAAAUUAUAACGUUUCAUCUUAGAGCUUCAAGGUUAUUAGUACACUGUGAAGGGAAUAUAUUUUGGGUAAUUGCUUGGAUUAUUUUGUUUGUUUAUUACCAUUUAAAGAUUUUGAAUGUUUGUUGCUCCGCUCCGCCAUGUAAAAUGUUGUUAUUACCUUAAAUCGUUCAAAAAAACCGUUUUAUCAACUCCAAAUCCGGCCUCAUCGGAUUUUUUGUAAACUUACAUACUUUAUCAGUAAUUUACAGUGAUAUUAGCAACUUAAUUUAUCAUAAUAUAUAUCAAAUAUUCGACC